UAGUAGCAUUUCGAAUAAAUUUAGUGCUCUGUCAAUAUCUUCAAAAUCAAAACCGCAAGUUUCUUUAAAACAAAGAGUGUCUAGUUCAAAAAAGAAAUUUUCUUUAUCGCAGCGGAAAAAAGCAGAUACUACAAAGCUAAGUGUAUCACCUUCAGAACAGCCGUCACAGCGCCCAAUCUCUUUGACUGCGAGUAAGGCCACUCAACCUCCAAAAGAAAAAACUACUAUAAAAAGGCCUGCGUCUACAACUGCUUUGCGUUCAAACCCUGCUAGAGUUUCUGCUGCCUCUCUUUUUUCCAAAAAAAAAUUACCUUUAAUCACUGACGACUCACCACCUAGCCAUACUCCUACUCUCACCAUAACUACUGAUAUGGUAUCUGAGCCUUCUUCAUCAUGUGAAUCUUCUCCGCAAGCAUCGAGUAAAGCAACUACUCCAACAAUACGUUCCUCCUCAACCACUUCUUUAUCGUCCGAUAUUGAUGACAAUCAUUUGGAUAUCACUGCGUUCCUUGCUGCACCACGUCUAACACAGCGUGUGAGAUUAAGUUCGGGAAGGGUAGUUAGCUUUUCUGAAGUUGGUGAUAGAACUGGUUUUCCAGUGUUUGUAUUCCUGGGUAUGGGUUGUGUUAGGUAUUUUAUUGCCUUUUUUGAUGAUUUGGCAACAAGUUACGGUUUGCGAUUGAUAUGUCCUGAUCGUCCUGGUAUUGGACUCUCGGAUGAUGUAAAGUCUGAUGAUCAAGAAGUAUUAAAAUGGCCAGGUAAUAAAUUUUAG
Messenger RNA from Racocetra persica, 772 nucleotides. Lineage: Eukaryota; Fungi; Glomeromycota; Glomeromycetes; Diversisporales; Gigasporaceae. The record is from the annotation of a GenBank genome assembly.